AAGCCAAAAGCCAAAAUAAAAAAUCGCACUCGUUUUUAUUGGGUCCGUUUUUAUUCGCCCGCAGUCGGAUUUUUUUGCAGGACGUGAAUCCUCUUUAGUAAUAGUAAAAGAUACCGCAUAUUCGUCUUUCCAUUUUGAAAUCUGUGUUGAUGUAAACGGCCAACCUGCAUCAAAAUCUGGAAUCCAAACAGUUCUUAGUUUCUGCGUUUGCUUAGUUCUGCUGGUAGUCUCUGCUGGUAGUGUUGCAUAGAAGCUGCAAUGGUUUCUCCCCGGAGUAAGAGUCAUCAGAGUGCCAGCGGAGCGCCAGGCAGGGCAUUCCAGUCCGAAGAUAGCUGUGAUUCCCAAAACACGCCAUCAUCCUGCAGUUCGGAUUGUGCCAACAAAGAGCGCACCAACGAUAGUGCCAAGAUGAACUCGACAUCCUACACCUGCCUAUGGCAUGAAUGCAAUUUUCUUGCGGACGAACCGGACGUCUUCUUUAAUCAUCUGCAGAACCACGUGCAGGCCAACCUUAAGGGACCGUGCCGUUGGGAUACCUGCAGUGUGAGCAAUAAUCGUCAGACGCGCCAUGAAUCGCGCUUCAUGGAGCACCACAUCAAAACGCACAUGCCGAAGAAACAGUUUCGAUGCCUGAUUAAUCCCUGCAAUAAGGCGUUUGAUACUCCGGACGAACUAACCAACCAUAUGUUCAACCAUCCUAAGCCAAAGAAGAAUGAUCGGCCUGAUUACAAGCUGGACGAUCCUUUAGCUGGACAGUUUCGCUCGUCACUCAUCGCGUCGCUGGGUACUGCGGCGGAGCAGCAGCGAAGAAACCGAACCCUUGAACUGCAACAGUAUUUGCGCGAAAUGGGGAUUAUAUAUACAGCGCAUCUGAAUGAGUAUUACGUGAAAGUGCACCUGGUGCCUGUAAAGACUUCGGAAGGACCAAGGUACAAGGUUCACUUCCCUUUCGCACCGGCUUGGAUCAAGGAUAUCACGAUCGAAUGUGCACUGGAAACCGAAGGAACCGAAACGAUCGUCUAUGAACUGGCGCUAUCGAAUUCCAUAUUUAAAGAGCAGCUCCGGUGGUUUGUAAAGAAAAUCCAAGCGACGAUGGAGUCCGGAAAUGCGAAUGUGAUUUGACAAAUGUCAAAUAGAAAACAAAACAAAUGUCAAAAUUAGAUAGGGAUUGACAUUUUCUGAUUUCGUGCAUUGCAUCAUAGCAAGGCUGUCGUUGCCCUUUUUCACUGUCAUUUUCAUUCUGAAUUCGAGUUCCUGACUGGCCAAGGGUUCGUUUGUUGUCUGGCGUGACUGGCCCAAUUUUGUUGCACCUUUUUUUGCUAGUGUCGCUAAGGGAAUCAUUUUGCUGUGUUGAACAAUGCUGUCUAUGCAAACCCUUUUCUUCUAUGCGAAAAGGGGUCGAGCCACUGCCAACUGCGUUGACAGUUUCAGUAUUUUACAUAACUGUACAGAAAUCAAUCGAUAAUACAAGUUAACAAAAUCCAACU
This is a messenger RNA of Paramacrobiotus metropolitanus, 1487 nucleotides long. RefSeq lists its product as uncharacterized. The transcript is spliced from 4 exons. Lineage: Eukaryota; Metazoa; Tardigrada; Eutardigrada; Parachela; Macrobiotidae. Bases 259 to 1122 code for a protein of 287 amino acids. Gene Ontology annotation, cellular component: ESC/E(Z) complex. The record is from RefSeq and is a predicted model, not a curated record. Gene Ontology annotation, biological process: regulation of transcription by RNA polymerase II.